AUGUAUUAUGUUUUGAGUAUUGGAGUCGUGGCCAUAGGCCUGACCUUUGCCGCCAUCCCAUUAUAUCGGAUGUUUUGUGAGGCAACUUCUUUUGGCGGGUUGACACAGGUAAGUUAGGAUGGAUAAGGUUAAACUAUAGUUUAGGUGGCCAAAGAUUUCGACAAAAUUGAGAAGAUGAAUGAAGUGAAAGAUCGGCUGAUUAAGGUGCAAUUUAAUGCAGAUGUCCCUUCUUCGAUGCAAUGGAACUUUAAACCGUUACAGAAAGAGAUCUAUGUACAUCCGGGAGAGACGGCACUUGCUUUUUAUUCAGGUAAUUGAAAGUGACUUAUUUUACGUAACGAAAUGCAAAUUAGAAGAUUCUGUUUCCCGAUUUGAGGCGAACUGCAGAAUGAUUGACGUAAAAAGAACUGAAUCACUCGACUGAACUGAUCUUGUUUUGUUUUUCACGGCCAGUUUAAACUCCAAAACUCUUAAAUUUUUACUUUAAAAAUUUCCGAAGAUGGUGGGUGGAGGUUGUUUAUAAACGUUCUGAUGGUUUACAAAAGUCCUUGGGAUUAAAUCAAUCCUGCAAAGAUUGCUGUGAUUGGCCAAAGUUCACCUUAUUUUGCAGCCAAAAACCCGACGGAUCGACCAAUUGUGGGGAUUUCGUCCUACAAUUUGACGCCCUUCCAAGCCGCCUACUACUUUAACAAGAUCCAAUGUUUCUGUUUUGAGGAGCAGAUCCUGAAUCCGGGCGAGGAAGUGGAGUUGCCCGUCUUCUUUUACAUCGACCCUGACUACGCAAAUGACCCGAGCCUCGAACAUUUGGAUCAGAUUCUGCUCAGUUACACCUUCCACGAAGCCAAAUCUGGCCUCCAAUUGCCUUCUCCAUUCGAUCCGAACAAUCGACCGAGCAUUUCGGUCGAUUUCCAGAAGAAAAACGAGGUCCAACAGACCUCAAGCUGA
Bursaphelenchus xylophilus (pine wood nematode) is the source of this 945-nucleotide messenger RNA. The record is from the annotation of a GenBank genome assembly. NCBI's taxonomy places the organism in Eukaryota, Metazoa, Nematoda, Chromadorea, Rhabditida, Aphelenchoididae.